Molecule: messenger RNA, 1667 nt
Organism: Bubalus bubalis (water buffalo)
Lineage: Eukaryota; Metazoa; Chordata; Mammalia; Artiodactyla; Bovidae
Gene: TM7SF2
Product: transmembrane 7 superfamily member 2
Exons: 10
Coding region: 183-1439 (418 amino acids)
Biological process (GO): sterol biosynthetic process
Cellular component (GO): endoplasmic reticulum membrane; nuclear inner membrane
Molecular function (GO): oxidoreductase activity, acting on the CH-CH group of donors, NAD or NADP as acceptor
Source: RefSeq, a predicted model, not a curated record
GGGCCGGGGGUGGGUCCAUUUAAAGACCUCGGGACAAAAGCGGUCGCUGUCUGCUGCCCAGACAGGUGCAAGCCCAGCUGGGCUCGGUCCUCCUCGGCAGUGAGCCCAUCUCCUGGGGGAUGGGGUGGGCUGUUUCCUUGACAGACGUUUGAGAGGUUCCAGCCCCCAGCACAGCGGAGACCAUGGCCCCUCCUCAGGGCUCUCGGGCCCCGCUGGAAUUCGGAGGACCCUUGGGCGCCGCGGCGCUGAUGCUGCUGCUCCCGGUCACUAUGUUCCACCUGCUACUGGUGGCCCGCUCGGGCCCGGCGCGCCUCCUGGGCCCACCCCCCUACCUGCCGGGACUGGAGGAGCUGUGGAGCCCGUGGGCGCUGUUGCUCUGUCUCACCUGGCUCGGCCUGCAGGCGGCGCUCUACCUCUUGCCGGCGCGCAAGGUGGCUGAGGGGCAGGAAUUGAAGGACAAGAGUCGACUGCGCUACCCCAUUAACGGCUUCCAGGCCCUGGUGCUGACCGCGCUCUUGGUGGGCCUGGGGGUGUCAGCCGGGCUGCCCCUGAGCGCGCUCCCGGAAAUGCUCUUGCCCUUGGCAUUUGCGGCCACCCUCACCGCCUUCAUCUUCAGCCUCCUUCUGUAUCUGAAGGCUCUGCUAGCACCUGCCUCGGCCCUGGCACCUGGAGGGAACUCAGGCAAUCUCAUUUACGACUUUUUCCUGGGACGGGAGCUCAACCCACGCAUCUGUUCCUUUGACUUCAAAUAUUUCUGCGAACUUCGGCCUGGCCUCAUCGGCUGGGUCCUCAUCAACCUGGCGUUGCUGAUGCAGGAAGCAGAACUUCGGGGGAGUCCCUCGCUGGCCAUGUGGCUGGUCAAUGGCUUCCAGCUACUGUAUGUGGGUGAUGCCCUUUGGUACGAGGAGGCAGUCCUGACCACCAUGGACAUCAUCCAUGACGGGUUUGGCUUCAUGCUGGCCUUUGGGGACCUCGCCUGGGUACCCUUCACCUACAGCCUGCAGGCCCAGUUCCUGCUGUAUCACCCACAGCCUCUGGAGUGGCCCCUGGCCUCAUUCAUCUGCCUCAUCAAUGCUGUUGGUUACUACAUCUUCCGUGGAGCCAAUUCUCAGAAAAACACCUUCCGAAAGAAUCCUUCUGAUCCCAGAGUGGCUGACCUUGAGACCAUCUCUACAGCCACAGGGCGACGGCUGCUGGUGUCCGGGUGGUGGGGUAUGGUCCGCCAUCCCAACUACCUUGGAGACCUCAUCAUGGCUCUGGCCUGGUCCUUGCCUUGUGGGGUGUUCCACCUGUUGCCCUACUUCUACUUCAUCUACUUCACCGCGCUGCUGGUGCACCGUGAGGACCGGGAUGAGAGGCAGUGUCGGCAGAAGUACGGCCUGGCCUGGCACGAGUACUGCCGGCGUGUGCCCUACCGAAUCGUGCCCUACGUCUACUGAAGCAGCGCCAGACACCCCAGGCUGCCGGCACACUGGGCACCAGGAGCCUGGACGCACCCUGGACACAAGGGCCUGUACCCUACCCUGCCCUGAGCUCCAAAACACUGGGAUGAACAGCCUGAUAGGUGGCUGGAGCAAGGGGGAAAUGAAGCCAGUGCUCCAAAAUGGAGUGCCUGUGUAGGCGGGUGUGUGUUGCUCUUCCUCCUUAGAUAAACAGCUGGAAUCCUU